Molecule: messenger RNA, 315 nt
Organism: Protopolystoma xenopodis
Lineage: Eukaryota; Metazoa; Platyhelminthes; Monogenea; Polystomatidea; Polystomatidae
Source: the annotation of a GenBank genome assembly
AUGCUUUUCUUUUUCUUUUUGUUGACUGAUUUUAGAAGUAACAAUGCCAUAAAUCAGGAUGGGGUUAGUUUGACUCCACCUCCGUUUGAGUUCGAGGCUCCAAAUGAUUUUCAUUUGGCUGAGUCCAUUGAAGAGCCGAGCUCCUUUCUUGCGGAACAAGCUUCGUGUCCUCUUCUACACGAUAAUCAAUUUUAUGCCAGUUCAGUCACCCCUAUGUCGUUGGCUUCGUGCUCAAGUAUUUUUUAUUUAUUCAUUUCAUCUCAAUACAAUGAUGUGGACGUAAAUAAUAUUAGUCCACUCAUUUUAUAUAUUUAA